GGUGCCGGCAAGGCUUGUAUUGGGGGAAAAAGGAUAUCGAUACCUGCCUCUCUCGUCUCUCUCUUCCCGUUCGGGUCCUGCCGCCCUCUCUUUCUCUCUCUCCCUCUCCUUCCACGCCUUGUCAGCCGAGUAGCCGUCCGUUCCGCUUCCGCAGCGUCAGGGUUUCCGGGAGAGACUGGCCUACCUCGGCCGACCGGGCGGGCGGCUGAAACCAAAGGCGGCUUACAUAUGGUUUCCAGGUGGUCUCCCAUCUGGGCACUGACCAGACCUGACCCUGCCUAGCUUCAGCAGAGUGCUGGCCUUAUGUGCCUUCAGACCACAGCCAACUCCUCAGAAGGUCCUGAACAAGGCUUCUGUCUUCCUUCCACUAUGAGAUGCCUGCACUUUCUUACCCCUUUCACAAGUUGUUUUGAAUGGUACAAGUUUUAAUAAACGUUUGCGUGAAGCAAGAAGAGGAGAGAUGGCAUCUACAAAACAAAAGAUGAGCAAGAACAAGGACGAUGCUCCCCAUGAGUUGGAGAGCCAAUUCAUUUUGAGACUGCCUCCGGAAUAUGCUUCUACUGUGCGGAGGGCUGUUCAAUCUGGAAGCGUCAACUUGAAGGACAGGCUUACCAUUGAAUUGCAUGCAGAUGGCCGUCAUGGGAUUGUGCGAGUAGACCGCGUCCCGUUAGCUGCCAAGCUGGUAGACUUGCCCUGCAUCACUGAGAGUCUGAAAACUAUUGAUAAGAAAACUUUCUAUAAGACAGCAGAUAUUUGCCAGAUGCUUGUAUGUACUGUGGGUGGUGAACUCUACCCUGCUCAGGAAGAGCCAGCUCCUGCAAGUACUGACGGCAAAACAAAUAAGAAAAAAGACAAGGACAGAGAGAAAAAGUUCCUCUGGAAUCAUGGCAUUACUCUCCCCCUAAAGAACGUGAGGAAGAGGCGGUUCAGAAAGACGGCCAAGAAGAAGGCCCAGUACAUUGAGUCCCCAGAUGUGGAAAAGGAAGUGAAACGCCUGCUGAGCACAGAUGCUGAAGCUGUCAGUGUCCGCUGGGAGGUCAUAGCUGAAGAUGAAACAAAAGAACCUGACAACCAUGGUUCACUCACAAGCCUGGAUAUUUCUUCUCCUGGGAUGUCCGGACACAAAGCAAGCCAUGGUUCAUCAGCGAUAGAACAUGAUGAACUCCGGGAGAUGUUUAAGGACGUCAGCAGUACCAGCAGUGAUGAGGAUGAGAGGGAUCACCACGAUGAUGAAGACCUGAACAUCAUGGACACAGAAGAGGACCUGGAGAGGAGGCUGCAGGGCAAGCUGAAUGAACUGGAUGGGCAACAGGAAGAAAAUGAAGGGACCAACCAGAUAGCCAUGGGAAUCCAGAAGCAGAUUGACAACCUGAAAGGCAAGUUGCAGGAGACCCAGGAACGCAGGAAACGGCAAGAAGAUCUCAUCAUGAAAGUAGAGAACCUGGCCCUCAAGACCCGCCUCCAAGCUGUGCUGGAUGAAUUCAAACAGCAGGAGGAGCGAGAGAAACAGCAGCUGGCUUCUCUCCAAGAACAGCUGGAAGCCCUUAUGGAAAAGUGAGGCCAGUUCUAACUUUUCAAGUAGUGCAGCUAUGACAUCGUCUGGAAACCUUCAGAGCCUGCCUUUCCUUCUGGGGCCUUUAAAUUCACCAACAUUAAUCUCCUUAUAUUCUGUGACUGAGAAGGAGGUCGCUUGCAGUUUUAGUUUUGUUUUUUCCAAAGAGCUGGUGUUUUGCAGAUAAUAGACUAGACAUGCAAAUACCAACAGUUGGGGGAAACACAGGUUUCCUGGAACAAGAUUAGUGUUCCUGCUUAAGACAGAAAAAUAUUUGUUGCAGUCUUGGUUCUAAAAAAUACCAUCUUUUUACAUAUUGCUCAGCCGGCAUGCAACAUGCUCAUUUUUUUUAAGGCAGUUUGUGCUCCUAAGAGCAGCAUGAAAUGAAUUCUUGCCUGGAAGGAAAGGUGGUAGGGCAGUGCAGAGAGACUUCUCCUUAUUUGUAAAUAUUGCUUGUAAGAAGGAAGACAACACUGUUCCCAUCCUAACCAGCCUUCACACUUUGACAGAGUUUGCCAUCUCCUUGUCUGUAAGAGGUUUUCAUACAAAAUAAAAACCAAUAAAGGUG
Messenger RNA from Rhineura floridana, 2120 nucleotides. RefSeq names its product TATA-box binding protein associated factor 7 like (gene TAF7L). Gene Ontology annotation, cellular component: transcription factor TFIID complex. The transcript is spliced from 14 exons. Gene Ontology annotation, molecular function: RNA polymerase II general transcription initiation factor activity. Lineage: Eukaryota; Metazoa; Chordata; Lepidosauria; Squamata; Rhineuridae. The record is from RefSeq and is a predicted model, not a curated record. The coding region runs from base 461 to 1558 and encodes 365 amino acids. Gene Ontology annotation, biological process: RNA polymerase II preinitiation complex assembly; transcription initiation at RNA polymerase II promoter.